AUGGUGAGUAAAAAUAAUGUAACCGAGUUCAUUUUCACUGGUCUUUUCGAGGAUCCAGAGGUACAGAGAGUGUGCUUUGUGGUGUUUCUUCCCGUGUACUUGGCCACGGUGGUAGGCAACGGCCUCAUUGUUCUGACGGUCAAAGCCAGUAAGAGUCUGCAUUCCCCCAUGUACUUCUUCCUUAGCUACCUGUCCCUGGUGGAAAUCAGCUAUUCCUCUACUAUUGUCCCUAAAUUCAUCACGGACUUACUUACCAAGAUUAAAACCAUCUCACUGGAGGGUUGUCUGGCUCAGAUAUUCUUCUUUCACUUCUUUGGGGUCACUGAGAUCCUCUUGCUUGUGGUGAUGGCUUAUGACCGCUCUGUGGCCAUCUGCAAACCCCUUCAUUAUAUUAACAUUAUGAAUCGUCAACUGUGUCAUGUAUUAGUGGCUGGUUCCUGGCUUGGGGGCUUCUUUCAUUCCGUAAUUCAGAUUCUCAUCACCAUCCAAUUGCCCUUCUGUGGUCCCAAUGUGAUUGACCACUACUUCUGUGAUCUCCAGCCAUUAUUCAAGAUUGCCUGCACUGACACCUCUGUGGAGGGGGUUAUUGUGUUGGUCAAUAGUGGCUUAAUUGCUCUGUGCUCCUUCCUCAUCUUGGUGACCUCCUACAUUGUCAUUCUGGUCAACUUGAGGAACCAUUCAGCAGAGGGAAGACACAAAGCCCUCUCCACCUGUGCUUCUCACAUCAUGGUGGUCAUGUUGUUCUUUGGACCUGCCAUCUUCUUCUACAUGCGACCCCCCACAUUCACUGAGGGAAAACUGGUGGCUGUGUUCUACACAGUGGUCACCCCCAUGCUGAACCCCAUCAUCUACACACUCAGAAAUGCAGAGGUGAAAAUCACUAUGAGGAGGUUGUGGGGCAAAAAGGAGAACUCAGGGGUGGAGUGA
Messenger RNA from Aethalodelphis obliquidens (Pacific white-sided dolphin), 927 nucleotides. RefSeq names its product olfactory receptor 4B1. Gene Ontology annotation, molecular function: olfactory receptor activity; G protein-coupled receptor activity. Gene Ontology annotation, biological process: G protein-coupled receptor signaling pathway. The record is from RefSeq and is a predicted model, not a curated record. Lineage: Eukaryota; Metazoa; Chordata; Mammalia; Artiodactyla; Delphinidae. Gene Ontology annotation, cellular component: membrane.